GGGUGCGAGAUCUAGAAACCGUCACUCCUGCGCGCUUUACUGACGCGACGCCCUGGCUGUCGGCGUUUCCGGUCCGGUCUUUCCUACAGUGAUUCUAUCUCUCGGUUUCCUUCCCGGCCUGCCUCGCGCCGCUGCCGGGCUGGGCCAGAGCAGCCCAAGAUGGCGGACUUUGAGGAUCGGGUGUCGGAUGAGGAGAAGGUACGCAUAGCUGCUAAAUUCAUCACUCAUGCACCCCCAGGGGAGUUUAAUGAAGUGUUCAAUGAUGUCCGGCUACUACUUAACAAUGACAAUCUCCUCAGGGAAGGGGCAGCUCAUGCAUUUGCCCAGUAUAACAUGGAUCAGUUCACACCUGUGAAGAUAGAAGGAUAUGAAGAUCAGGUUUUAAUUACAGAGCAUGGUGAUCUGGGUAAUAGCAGAUUUUUAGAUCCAAGAAACAAAAUUUCCUUUAAGUUUGAUCACUUACGGAAAGAAGCGAGUGACCCUCAUCCAGAGGAAAUAGAUGGAAGUUUGAAGUCUUGGAGAGAGUCCUGUGACAGUGCUUUAAGAGCCUAUGUGAAAGAUCAUUAUUCCAACGGCUUCUGUACUGUAUAUGCUAAAACUAUAGAUGGGCAACAGACUAUUAUUGCAUGUAUUGAAAGCCACCAGUUCCAGCCUAAAAAUUUCUGGAAUGGUCGUUGGAGGUCUGAAUGGAAGUUCACCAUCACACCACCUACAGCACAGGUGGUUGGAGUGCUCAAGAUUCAGGUUCACUAUUAUGAAGAUGGCAAUGUUCAAUUGGUUAGUCAUAAAGAUGUGCAAGAUUCAGUAAAUGUUUCGAAUGAAGGCCAAACUGCUAAGGAGUUUAUUAAAAUCAUAGAGAAUGCAGAAAAUGAAUAUCAGACAGCAAUUAGUGAAAACUAUCAAACAAUGUCAGAUACCACGUUCAAAGCCUUGCGCCGACAGCUCCCAGUAACCCGCACCAAAAUCGACUGGAACAAGAUACUCAGCUACAAGAUUGGCAAAGAAAUGCAGAAUGCUUAAAGGCUGGCUAUAGGAUUUUUCAAUAUGUGGAAAGAAAAUGAUUCAACAUGUGGUCAUAUGAUAAAUAAGUGAUUUAUAAACAAAGGUGAUAUUUUGCUAGGGCUUUCAAACUUAACAUUUUCUAGCCUCAUGAAAUACUGUUCAACCUAUAGCAUUGUCUUGACCUUGUGUUCUCUGCCUCGUAAUUUUAUGUUAUCACUAUAUCUACUUGUAAAUUUUCUCCCCCCAACUUCCCGCUAUGUUUUAUGUUGGAGAGAGAGAGAGAGAGAGAGAGAUCUAUCUUGAAGUUGUUUUACUAUUUAGAAAAUUUUCCUAGCAGUGAAGUCCUGUUACUGUUUAGUAAUAUGUUCUGUACUUUUUUACCCCCAUGACUCAAAGCACUUCUGGUACUUUAGUGGUUUUUACUGAUCCAACAGCUCAAAAGGCUGUGCUACAAACUGUAGCUAAAUGGAAGAUACAUCAUUCUUCUUCCUUGGACUGUUCUGAUCAUCAUUUACAGCAUCUCAUAACUGUUAUUUUUCAAAACUUUGCAUUAGGGCCUUUCAGAUUCAUUUAGAAGAGGGCAAAAGAAGUGUUCUGAAAAUUCCAUGAUAACCAGCUUUUCUGAGGAGAGUUUGCUUGUAAAUCCAAAGACUUGAACCACAUUCCCUUCAAUAAACAUGUUUGUUUUUUGGGGGAAAGGAGAUUCUCUCAUUGUCUCCUUCCCUAUUGUAGGUAUUGAUACCUGUGUUUUUAGAGGAAUUUUACCCAUUUACAUUUUUGUUCUUGUGUAUGUGUGUGUUUUUAAGAACUGCUGACAUACUGUGGAUGUAGUAAAACUUGAAAAAUGCAGUGUUGAAGGAAUCAUGAAUAUCUUGUCCUUAAAUAAUUUGUGGCAGGAUUGUACCGUAAGCAAGUGAAUCAAACUGCUCUAUAAAUCACAAAAACUAAAACCAAAGUGAAAAGAGUAACUUCCAGGCAGUAUCUCUGUUGUAACCUGUUACUUAAGGGAAUACUAGUGUUUUACAAUAUUUGUUCCUCAUUACUCUUCCGUAGUCCUGCCUGCCAAGAACUUAAAAGCAACUGUGAUAUAGCAACCCUUCCCAGAUAUAUUGGCAGGUGAAUGUGUGAUCUCAGAAUACACAGGUGACAGAGAUAUGAUAGGAUAACUGAUAAUGGUGGAUUCAUUUACAUUGUUUACACUUCUGUGACCACGCCUUAAAGGGAGGUCAGUUAAAAAAAAAAAAAAAAACCAAAAAACAAGUAGUGUCUCUUCCUAUCUCCAGAUACAUGUUAUAAAAGAAGGGUGUUUAUGCUUCAGCUUUGUUUUUGCUCAAUAAUACAGGUCAUGCAAGAGUUUGUUUCUAAGUGAAAGCUGUGUUAGCCUUUUUUGUUUAUUUCAAAUAAAAUGUAUUUGUAUUACUUGUCAUUCAUACUAUCUAUCCAUCAUACCACACUAUCUUCUGUAUCAGAUAGUCCAAUAGAAAUAUACCUGUUUUGUUCUAAAA
This is a messenger RNA of Cavia porcellus (domestic guinea pig), 2507 nucleotides long. It is a transcript of the gene Capza1, whose product is annotated as capping actin protein of muscle Z-line subunit alpha 1. The transcript is spliced from 10 exons. Gene Ontology annotation, cellular component: F-actin capping protein complex; actin cortical patch. Gene Ontology annotation, molecular function: actin filament binding. The record is from RefSeq and is a predicted model, not a curated record. Bases 160 to 1020 code for a protein of 286 amino acids. Gene Ontology annotation, biological process: barbed-end actin filament capping; actin cytoskeleton organization. NCBI's taxonomy places the organism in Eukaryota, Metazoa, Chordata, Mammalia, Rodentia, Caviidae.